This is a messenger RNA of Astyanax mexicanus (Mexican tetra), 3194 nucleotides long. Its product is annotated as zinc finger protein 540. Lineage: Eukaryota; Metazoa; Chordata; Actinopteri; Characiformes; Acestrorhamphidae. The transcript has 2 exons. The record is from RefSeq and is a predicted model, not a curated record. The coding region runs from base 401 to 2602 and encodes 733 amino acids.
GGGCGGGGCCAUAGAUAACUUCUCUCCUGCAGGUUCAUUCUCAUUCACUUACUGCUGCUGUAAACACGCUGAAGCUCAGGCAGUACGAGUUACAUCCAGCUGUGUUACAGAUCAGCGUUAAAGUAGCUAAUUAAAAAACGUUGUUAGUGUCAGUACUUUCUUGUGAAGAUCGGUUUAACUGCAGAUAAGCUGAAAAACUGAAUUUUCGACCCCGUUAUUAUCGAAUCUCCACGGCUGAGAGGAUCUGCAAAGUCCGUCUAGAGGCUACAAAACAGGCUGAGCAUCAGUCUUAAAGAAAUGCUCAAGACCUGUUGUACUUGAUCGCUGUUCUACAAAACCUGAGGACUUCUUAAACCCUCUGAUUCAGCUGUAGAGGAGCGCUAUUUCCCCUUCUGCAGUGAUGAUGGAGAACAGUGGAAUGAGGAAUAGUCACACUGAAAAACUGUUAGAACAGCCCUGUCACAGUCAGAAGUAUGUGGACUCAGUCCAGGUUAAAACAGAAGAUGAUACAGAUCCGAUUUGGGCAUGUUACGAAUCAUUAGAAAAGCAGGGGCCGAGCGAAGCUUUUGGUGUUAAAACAGAACCUCUCUGGGUAAAAUCUGAAGCUCCAGAAUUUGAAGAGGCAAAUGUCACCAGAUGUGAAAACAUUUUCAGUGAUCAGGACAGAGCAGUGCUUAGUCAGACUGUUGGUAUAAAGAAUGAGGAUCAUGCCUGGGAAAGCUUUUGGGAUUGCUAUAAUUCAGUCCCAGGUAGUGAAAACCAACAGACAGAGAGUGACAUUAAACAAGAAAUUGUAACAAUCAAGCAGGAGUGCUACACAGCAUCAAAUCUCCUCUUGACUCUUGCAUCUCAGACCAUCUCAUCACCAGUUGUUACAUUGGCUUCAAAGAAGGACAGCAAAAGUAUUGGUGAUCUUCAAAAUGAGACCUUCACAGUCUCAAAUCCAAAGAGUAUCAGCUGUGUUAACUCUGUCUCUUCAUAUAAAUCACCCAUAAUCAGACAUGUCCUUGACUCAGGAUCUCAGAUUAAAGACACAAACCAACAUGUAGCAAGACCUCCAGACAAAUCCCAGCAUAUUGUCCAAGAAAAAUGUACACCCCAACACAUCUCUCCUUCUAAUACGCUUUCACAGUCUAAUCUCAGACCUGCACAUGGAGCAAAUCAGCCACAUUCUUCAUCACCUGAACAUGAACAAGCAGGUGAAAACAGUGUUCCACAGCAAGGUGGCGUGUGCUUGGAAAGAUCAGCAUCACAGCAGGAGCAGCCAUUGUUGAAUUGUUUUCAAUUCUAUCAACAAUGUCAAAAAACCAUGCGCUCACAUUAUGUGGAGGGUAGUAAGCACAAGAUUCCAAGAUCAACAAAAUCAGAAAAACAAGAAAUUGUGACAAGCAAGCAGGAAUGCUACGCAGCAUCAAAUGUCCUCUUGGCAAUGGCAUCUCGGGCCAUCUCAUCACCAGUUGUUACAUUGGCUUCAAAGAAGGACAGCAAAAGUAUUGGUAAUCUUCAAAAUGAGACCUUCACAGUCUCAAAUCCAAAGAGUACCAGCUGUGUUAACUCUGUCUCUUCAUAUAAAUCACCCAUACUCAGACAUGGCCUUGACUCAGGAACUCAGAUUAAAGACACAAACCAACAAGUAGCAAGACCUCCAGACAAAUCCCAGCAUAUUGUCCAAAAAAACCCCAUCUCUCCUUCUAAUACGCUUUCACAAUCUAAUCUCAGACCUGCACAUGGAGCAAAUCAGUCAAUUUCUUCAUCACCUGAACAUGAACAAGCAGGUGAAAACAGUGCUCCACAGCAAGGUGGCGUGUGCUUGGAAAGAUCAGCAUCACAGCAGAAGCAGCCAUUGUUGGAUUGUUUUCAGUUCUGUCAACAAUGUCAAAAAACCAUGCGCUCACAUUAUGUGGAGGGUAGUAAGCACAAGAUUCCCAAAACAUCAAAAUCAAAGAAUAAAGCACAGACAAGGAACUGGAAAUGCUGCCAAUGUGAUGUUGCCUUAAUCUCAUCAGGGCACCUCAUAUACCACUUGAUGAAGAAGCAUGCUAGAUCUAGAUGUGUUCAUUGUGACAUGUCUUUUAAUAGUAAAAAAAAGCUUGCAUAUCAUAUCAAGUGCAAACAUGAACCCCCUGCCUCCUGUGAAGUGUGCGGUAAGGUCUUCCGCUCUGGGCAUCAUCUCAAAGUUCAUCAAGCAACACACAACAAAGAAUUAAUCAAACACUUCUGUGAGUUGUGCGGCAAGGGUUUUAGACUAAGAUCAGCACUCCAGAUGCACAUGAAUGUACACACUGAAGACAAACCCUACAAGUGUCCCGACUGCAAGGCCACGUUUAAAGCCGCCUUUUAUUUAUCGAGACAUCGCAUCACACACACAGACCUGAAGCCGUUCUCCUGCCAUGUGUGUCAGAACAAGUUCAGAACAAAGGCAAAUUUGAAAGUUCACCUGAAGACUCAUGAUAAAGACCCACUGAAGGAAAAAGGCAAGAGAAAAAGAGAGACGAGGACACAAAAGAAAAAGCAAGUCCAGCUGUCUGAGUCAGAGGAGGAAGAAUGGGAAGAAGAAGAAGAGUCAGAAGAACAAGAAGAAUCAGUUGAAGAGGAUGAAUAGGUACAAGAAGAAAAUUAAGAAAAAUAAAGAAAAUAAAAAUGGAAAAGAUGGUAACCUAAAGGACUUGUACAUUGAUGGAUCCUAUUGGAUUUAUCCACCACAAGAAUCAGGAGAUUGUAGGUGAUCUACCUCUACAGGAUUUUAUUAUUCUGUUUGAAAGAAAUGCUUGAUGUAUUAUACACACUGUUCUUAUUACUAUUAAUGUAAUAAUUGUCUUGAGUUCAGUUCCAACUAUGAUCUUGACCCUUUCAAACACCGUUAGCUGCAGUGGACAUCAUGAGCUUUCUUAUUUUUAUAGACAUAUUUCACUAAUUUAGAUCUGUUGACCAUCAGAAUAAAUGUUAACCUGACAAUCGCGUAGCAGCUUAGCUCCAUCUACUAAACUUAGAAAAUAAUCAGCAUGCUGGUACUCCUACAAUGAGUAGUAAUGGCUUAUUUUGAAAAAAUAAGUUAUUCAUAUUUUUACUAACACUAGUUCAUACUUUUUCUCGUCAUGUUUUAAUUUUAAAAAUAACUUUGUUAAACUGCACUGGUUUUACAUUGUAACCUGUCAUGUAAAAACAUUUAAUACAAAUAUCACGUGAUUCUUUUA